GCAGGGUUAUAAAUAACACGUGACGUGACUUAAAUAUUUUAGAGACGGACAUGAGGGAUUCGUUGACAAAUGGGUUUGCCUUGUUUGCUAAUCUUGGAAUAGGUGUAGCCUGGGGUCCUGUACAACUUAUGUCUCUAGAAUUAUACCCCACUGUUGUCAGAAGUAUCGGUUAUGGAUUCCUGAACACCUUUGCAAGAAUAGGAGCAGUAAUCGGACCACAACUUGCCUAUCUGGAUACACGUAUACCUGGAGUGAUGUAUUUCGUCUGCUGCGGUGUGUGUGUUUGUUGUAUUAUAGCAUCUUUACUUCUGCCAGAAUCACGAGGAGCAGAUCUUGAUGAUAAAAUUACACAUAAAAAGUAAAUUAACUGUUUGGUUUUAAAUAUGCUGCUAGGAAGGACGUUUCACUAUCAACGCCAUGAUCUGGAUUUGCAUUGAUUACGUUACAUUAUAUGAAAUAUUUUUGUGACAAUGUUAUUUAAUAGAACAGAAAUUUCAUUAUAUAUACACUAUAGAACUAUAAAACUGCUUAAGAUAAAUUUUAUUAUUUCAAAUUUAACAAAACAAAAUAAAAGUCUGCGAGGCUAUAGUUAUAUUCGUACUUGCUGUCGAAUUGUACAAGCAACUAUACGAUUUCAGAAUAUUGUACAUAAUGCAAGAUAAAAUAAACAUU
Molecule: messenger RNA, 672 nt
Organism: Ruditapes philippinarum (Manila clam)
Lineage: Eukaryota; Metazoa; Mollusca; Bivalvia; Venerida; Veneridae
Exons: 3
Coding region: 51-362 (103 amino acids)
Source: RefSeq, a predicted model, not a curated record